AUUUUAAAAUGACAAUGAAAAAAAAGAAAAUAAGAAUUUUUAAUGAAUACAAUUAAAAAUUGUUGCAUCUAAAAUCAUGAUGGAAUCAAUGAUAAUUAUAAAAGUGAAAGCAUGCAACAAACCUACCUUCGGCGAUUAAUCUGUUCACACGAAGUUUUACAUUAUUGAUUUCCAAAAUUUGUCCGACAUAUUCAUUUGUAUUUGUUCCUCCAUUUAAGUAUCCUAUAGCAGAUCGUAUAUAAUCCGACAUGUUUAUUUAAAAUUCUUGUUGAAUUAUCCGGAAAGUUUUCUUUUAUUGUAAUCGUGCGAAUAACUGAUGCCACCCAGCCAUAUUGGCUUCCCCACAUCAUCUACGUAACGUAUCGUACGCAUGCUUACGAAAGUGAACGUCAGUAAGGCAAUUAGAAUUUUGAAUUAUAUUUUGAGUAAAACAUUUAAAAAUCCAAAAAAUUAGUCAUUAAUAAUCUUAACUUAUAUAUUUGUUCUAUCCGAAUUUAUUUUAGUACCUUUUUAUAUCUGGCUAAAUAAUAUUUUUUUUAAAGAAAUUCGAUAAUCGUUCGAUAGAUGGAUUGGAUUGCGCGAUUUCGAAGAAUCAAGAAUAAAAAGUAGCACGUUGAUAUCUAUCAGUUGAUAUCUAUUUUCAUGUGCUUUUCAUGUGACCAGAUACAGAAUUAGAUUUAUGCUUCAUUGAAGUAUUCUAUAUAAAUUUCGUUAUUUUAUAGUUAAAUACUUUUAAAAUUCUAUAAUUAAAUGAAUAUACAAAAUAAUUAAAAAAUUAAACUAUAAAUUUAUGUGUACAGCUUUUUAUGAAAAUGUCAUUUCCAAAUAAAGAAGAUCGAUUGAUCUGUUGGAGUCAUAGGGAUGAAUAUUGGAAAUGCUUAGAUGAAGCAAAAUCAGAAACGGAUUGCAAUGAAUUUAGAAAAAAAUAUGAACAAUUUUGUCCUUCUCAAUGGGUGAAACACUUUGAUCGUAAAAGGGAAUAUCUAAAAUUUAAAGAGCGUUUGGAGCUAGAAGGAUAUGUUCCAGAAGAAAAAAGUCAAACAUCUUUUUAAUAAAACAAUUAUAACUUACAAAUGAAUGUAUCUAAGAGUAAUAAGUUUAUUAUUUAUUUAUUACAAUUUUCUUAGUUCAUAAAAAUAAUAAAUAGAUACUACAAAUA
Messenger RNA from Vespa velutina, 1159 nucleotides. RefSeq names its product cytochrome c oxidase assembly factor 6 homolog. Gene Ontology annotation, biological process: respiratory chain complex IV assembly. Gene Ontology annotation, cellular component: mitochondrion; respiratory chain complex IV. The transcript has 5 exons. Bases 807 to 1052 code for a protein of 81 amino acids. NCBI's taxonomy places the organism in Eukaryota, Metazoa, Arthropoda, Insecta, Hymenoptera, Vespidae. The record is from RefSeq and is a predicted model, not a curated record.